Molecule: messenger RNA, 3074 nt
Organism: Carassius gibelio (silver crucian carp)
Lineage: Eukaryota; Metazoa; Chordata; Actinopteri; Cypriniformes; Cyprinidae
Product: NADH dehydrogenase [ubiquinone] 1 alpha subcomplex assembly factor 4-like
Exons: 3
Coding region: 2158-2739 (193 amino acids)
Biological process (GO): mitochondrial respiratory chain complex I assembly
Cellular component (GO): mitochondrion
Source: RefSeq, a predicted model, not a curated record
AAAUAUGAUUUUCAAAAGACAAGUUGCUGUCUAAUAUAACACCCAGAUUUCUGACUGUAGAGGAAGUAACAGUACAUCCGUCUAGUUGCAGAUUGUAAUCUACAAGAUUCUGUGUAGUGUUUUUUGGUCCAAUAAUUAGUAUCUCUGUCUUAUCCGAAUUUAAUUGGAGAAAAUUGUGUGUCAUCUAAUCUUUUGCAUUUUUAACACACUCUGUUAGCUUAGAUAAUUGGGAAGUUUCAUCUGGUCUCAUUGAGAUAUAUAGCUGAGUAUCAUCAGCAUAACAGUGGAAGCUAAUUCCGUAUUUUCUAAUAAUAUUACCAAGGGGCAACAUAUAUAUUGAAAAUAGAAGGGGACCUAGGACGGAUCCUUGUGGCACUCCAUAUUUUACUGAUGAUAAAUGAGAUGACUCCCCAUUUAAGUAAACAAAAUGGUAGCGAUCGGACAGGUAGGAUCUAAACCAUCUUAGAGCCUGCCCUUGAAUACCUGUAUAGUUUUGUAAUCGAUCUAUGAGUAUGUCUAUGGUGUCGAACGCAGCACUAAGAUCAAGUAAGACUAGAAAGGUCCAGUUGGUUGCCUGAUUUGUGAGUAGCAGUAGUUGACACUCGGUUAAGAUCAAAAGAGGCAAGCAGAGAGUGGAAAUCAGCAAACAGAGGUUUAUCUAGAUGGAUGUUGAAAUCUCCAAGCAUAACUAGGGGAGUACUAUCCUCAGAAAAGGUUGAGAGCAACACAUCUAAUUCAUCCAAAAAGUUACCCAGUGGUCCAAGCGUUUAGCAUUUAAUACUAAGUGGAAAAGCGUUUGGUCUCGUACUCUAUCGCAUACGUUGUCAGUGUUGUGCACUUGCUUAGUCCUUUGUUGUGAAAAACAGUAAAGUGCGUUCAAGCGCCAGCCAAGAGAGUGUAAAGAAAUACCCUUUGUAAGAAGCAGUUAAAUCAGCGGUAGUUAAAAGCAGAUCUAUACCGCGGCAGCCCUCCAGUUAAGCCCUCCUCGUGUGAAGACCGAAGAGUGUAAAGACGAUCGACUCUACCAUGCGACUCCCCCGGGCAGGGACACCGACAGGGGAUAUAAGUAUUGUUUUGAUUAACCUCUUUUUCCUUCUUCUUGUUUAAUUUCUGUUUCAGUUUUUUGUUUAUAACCAAUUCUCACUAUGUAUUUCCAGAUCCCUACUAUCAUUACCACUCGUAAACCAUGCAUCACUCAAUGUAGACAGCGCAAUCUUACCAACCUGCACACUUUGCCUAUGUCUGCUAAUACACUACUUUCUUUUUCUAUUGGUCUCUGGAAUUGCCAGUCUGCUGUAAACAAAGACGAUUUCAUUACUUCUAUUAUUAGUCAUUCAAAGCUUCAUCUCAUGGCCCUAACAGAGACCUGGAUCAAACCAGAGGACACUGCUACACCUGCAGCACUGUCCAAUAAUUUCUCAUUUUCCCACUCCCCCCGUUUGACUGGAAGAGGUGGAGGUACUGGUCUGCUCAUCUCUAAUGAUUGGAAAUUUAAUCCUUUACCAUCUUUGGGUAUCAACAGCUCCUUUGAAUCUCAUUCAGUUACUGUUACCUACCCUUUUAAAAUACAUUUUGUAGUUAGCAUUUCCAUUUAGUUUGUUAAAGUAUUGAAAUAAAACAAAAACUUAAAUAAAGACAACUUAAUAAAAUAAAACUUAAUAAAGACAACCUGGUCCCUCUAUACAGACAUAAUAAAAGACCUAUACAGACAUAAUAAAUUCAGACAUAAUUUAACUAAAAUUCAAAUAAAUAACAAAACAAAUAAUACAAAUUAAACGACAGUAGUUUAUCAGUAAUCCUAAAAAUAACACACAUGCUAAUAAACAUUGAAAUAGUAAGAAAUGGUUAUAAAAACUGUUAUAUAAAAUGGUUAUAAAAAAAAUCAUCUACAUUUUUCAUCAAGCAAUUUGCAUAUAAAGAAUUGCAUAUAAAGGCCAGAGUGAUAUGUGGGCUCUAGUUCAUUCAGAAUUAAUCAACCUGCUUCUUUUUGCUGAUAUUUUUUAUUCGGUGUCUUAUGUUGUUUUAUCAAAUAGGGAUACAAAAUAUUAUACUUUAAGAAACGAAACAAACAAACAAAACUUGAGGGGAGGAGAAUCAGCCCCUCGGGGGCAGUAAUGAGCGCUCAAUGCAUUUAGUAAAGUUAAAAGAAGAAGACGAAUGUCCUCUGCUGCGGAGAUCUCAAACAUGGGCUCGAAAGUUACACGCAUGAUCAGAAACUUUAAUGUAGAAAAUCGCGCUCUCCGGGAAAUAAGCAAGGCAAAACCUAAAGCUGCGCCACGACAUCCGUCAUCGAGCAAUUUUACACAAGAAGACAUUCCUGCCACCAGCAUUUCAGAAGAGAUUCGCCAGAGGAAUGAUCCACUGCUGUCAAUGCUCAAGGACGUUUAUGUGGAGUCUAAAGAUCCUGUUUCUCAGGCUGAAGCAGUUCCGGUGGUUAAGAAGAUCAAGCAGGAGAUGCCACGCAGGGAGCUAAAGUACAGUCUGCCGGGAGACUCCUAUGGUUUCCUCGACGUCACUGAUGUUCCCAAAGGCAAACUGUCGCUUGUGGAAGCUUUAACUGCCCUGAACAAUCACAAACGCAUGCCUAAAAUAUGGACUCCAGAGAAGCUGGCACAGGAGUACUCUUUGGACCUAAAAGAUGCCAAAGCGCUGACCGAUUUCUUUUUUCCUUUUGAUGUCAAAAUCAUUCCACCCCAAACAGAGAAGACUAAGCAGAUUCAGGAUUCUUCGCACAUAUGAACACCCGAGCCGUCUCUGAAACACGCACAGCAUCGGAAUGCAAUGUUUUGACAUGUUGAUUGUAGUGUGUUUGUAUUAUUUGUUUUUGAAGGGCCUGUCAUAACUUAUUUAUUAAUUUGUUAUUUUAUUGAGACGUUAACCAAGAUAAGGUAAUAUAAACAUUAAUGGACUAGAGAGGAAAUCUUAUGUCAAAUCAGAUCCAUUUCUAGUGUAAAACAUCAGUACAUAUUAUAAUUCUCAGGACUCAGAAAUGCUGCAUUAUAUUUGUUUGAACUGCUGCUUCUGGCAAUGCAUCUGUAUUCACUGACAAUAAAUCAGUUGCCCAUGCAUUUUGA